Ilyonectria robusta is the source of this 942-nucleotide messenger RNA. RefSeq lists its product as uncharacterized. The transcript is spliced from 4 exons. Lineage: Eukaryota; Fungi; Ascomycota; Sordariomycetes; Hypocreales; Nectriaceae. The record is from RefSeq and is a predicted model, not a curated record. Bases 1 to 942 code for a protein of 313 amino acids.
AUGACUUCCGUCGUUGCCGUCUCCGGCGGAACCGCCAGCCUCGGUCGUGCCAUCGUCGAGGCCAUCGUAGCGCUGGGCAAGUACGAGGUUAUUGUUCUCUCAAGAAAGGAAAACCCCGAGCUUGAGAAGACCUUGGGCGCCCGCAUUGUGCCCGUGGAUUAUUCCAGCGUGUCUAGCAUUGUCGAGGUGCUCGAGAAAAACAAUAUCGACACACUUAUCUCUGCGAUCGGUCUGGGCGGAUCGGCGCCUCCAGACGCGGAGCUGCCCCUCAUUCGUGCCGCUGAGCAGUCUUUCGUCACCAAGAGAUUCAUUGCGAGCGUGUUCGGCGCUACCUACAAAAAGGAACAGACCUCCUUCUAUCCAGCCUCAGGCAAGAUUCAGUCUAGAGAAGAGCUGGAGAAAACCACAUCGCUAGAGUGGACCACAGUUCUGAACGGCUUUUUCCUUGAUUACUUUGGCAUGCCCAAGGUUAAGUCAUACCUCCAGCCUACUACCCUUGUUCUCGAUGUUGCGCACAACACUGCUGGUAUCCCCGGCUCCGGCGACGUGCCAGUGGUCUUCACCCAUAGUUUUGACGUUGCCAAGUAUACAGGAAGACUGCUAGGCCUGGAGAAGUGGGAGAAGGAGUCUUACGUCAUCGGCGACAAACUCACCUGGAAUGAGUUCCGCAAGCUUGCUGAGGAAGCCAAAGAAACGAAAUUCAACGUUGAGUAUGAUUCCGUGGAGAAGCUGCGGGAAGGGAAGAUAACUGAACUUCCGUCCCAUAAGUACGCCUACGACUUCGUCCGUAAGGAGGUGCUCCAAUCCAUGCUGGCGUACUUUGGCACCAUGUUUGAGGAUGGCCAGUUUGAUUUUAAGCCUGAGAAGACGCUUAAUAACGCCUUUCCUGAUAUUGAGCCCUUGACGGCGAAAGAGAUUCUAGAACAGGGUUGGGGGUCUUAG